GGAAAAACAGGAGUGGAGGUAUGAUGAGCACAUUCUUUCCGAAAGCGAUAAAAAGGUUCGGUAUUAUACUGCUCUUACAAAGCCAGGGAAGCGAUAUAGUCGAUAUAGCAAAACCGUGGCAAGUAGCUUAAGUGAGAACGAUCAAAGUCAAACAGGUGGACACGACAGCAAGGAGAUCAUCGUCGACCAGUUAGAGACGAACUAUAGCGAUGGACCUGAAGUAAGCGUGAUUUGCGUUUCGUACGUCCAAACAACGGUCGAUGGGCAGCGCCAUUCGAUCGAUGAGGUAAUCUUUGAGCACCAAUAUGACCAUAAUCUGUCCGGCGGAGUAGAAUUCCCGCAGUUUUGGCGAUGGA
Molecule: messenger RNA, 356 nt
Organism: Amoebophrya sp. A25
Lineage: Eukaryota; Dinophyceae; Syndiniales; Amoebophryaceae
Source: the annotation of a GenBank genome assembly